CUCUCUCAAACUUUGCUCACCGGACUGUUUUGCUUCUCGGAGCGAAAUGAAUCUGCCUCAAACUGUGAACGUGGUGGAGGCGCUGCAGGAGUUCUGGCAGAUGAAGCAGGCGCGCGGCGCCGACCUGCGCAACGGCGCGCUCGUCAUCUACGAGUCGGUGCCCGCCUCCAGCCCGCCCUACGUCUGCUACGUCACGCUGCCCGGCGGCUCCUGCUUCGGAAGCUUCCAGAACUGCCCGACGAAAGCGGAGGCGCGGCGCAGCGCGGCCAAGAUCGCGCUCAUGAACUCCGUGUUCAACGAGCACCCAUCGCGCCGCAUCUCCGACGACUUCAUCGAGAAGGCGGUCGCGGAGGCGCGCGCCUCCUUCAAGGGUGACCCAGAGGAGGCGGACAACCCCAACACUGGCAUCGGCGCCUUCCGGUUCAUGCUGGAGACGAACAAGGGGCGCACAAUGCUGGAGUUCCAGGAGCUGAUGACAGUGUUCCAGCUGCUGCACUGGAACGGCUCGCUGAAGGCGAUGCGCGAGCGGCAGUGCUCGCGGCAGGAGGUGGUGGCGCACUACUCGAACCGCGCGCUGGACGACGACAUGCGUUCGCAGAUGGCGCUGGACUGGAUCGCGCGCGAGCAGGAGAACGCGGGCGCGCUGAGCCGCGAGCUGCGGCAGGCCGAGCGCGAGCUGGACGCGGCGCGCCUCGCCGGCCGCGAGCUGCGCUUCCCCAAGGAGAAGAAGGACAUCCUGAUGCUGGCGCACUCGCAGGCCGGCGCCGGCUCGCUGCACAGCUAGGCCGACCGCCGCCCCCACCCCACCCCGCCCUGCACUGCCCGCCGCGUCGUCUGCGCAGCUCCCGCCCUCGACAGCUUCGAUCCGCACAGUAACAAUCGUACCUUCUUCCGAAACAAUCGAGUGCUCUUCAUUACUUAUGCAGUGGCUCCAUUCUUUAGUUUUUUUGGAUCUCAUCUUCAUAUCUUCUGGCUACGGUUGUUUGGAUGACCUAUCCUUCUCCUCUGGCUACCAUACCUAACUCACUGGAUGUCCUCUUCAUGUUCUCUAGCUACCAUAUCUCAUUGUUUGUAUAUCCUCUCCGUAAGCUCUGGACACCAUACCUGAAUCAUGUUUGGAUGCUUGUAUCCUCUGGCUACCGUACCAAAGUCAUUGUCUACAUGCCUCUCCAUACAUUCCAGCGAGCCGCUCCAUACACUCCAGCAGUCAUAUGUAACUCAUAGUUUGGAUAUCCUCUCCAUAUCCUCUGGCUACCCAUACUUCGUUGUUUGUAUGUCCCCUCCAUAUCCUCUGCCUACCAUACAUAGCUCAUUGUUUGUACGUCCAGUCCUUAUCCUCUAACAUACUUCACUUAUUAUUUGGAUGUCCUCUCUAUAUCUUUGGGCUACCACACCUAACCCUUCGUCUGGACGUCCAUAUCGUCUGGCUGCCAUACCUAACUCAUUGUUUGAAUGUCCUCUCCAAACCCUCUGCCGACCAUACUUCACUCUUCGUUUGGAUGUGCACUCCAUAUUCUCUCCCUAACAUACCUAAUGUGACGCUUCCACGGACCAGUCUUCAUUGCCACCUCAUCACACUCCUUGGGCUCAACGAACCAAAUCAAGAAAGACAAUCACCACCGUCAGUCUCACUUUUUAUGUUUAUUCGGAUUACUGGUUCACUUUUUGUUACAUGCCAUUUUAAGAUUCGUAUCUAACUGAUGUGCAUUACAGCUCCUCAGAAAGGUGACCAUUGUGUUUCAAAAUAAAUAAAUAAAUAAAAGAAGAAGAAAAGGAAUAAACAUAAGAAGUGAACCAGACAAAGUUCGUCUUUCUUCAUUAUACUGAAAGUGUCUAUGGUGCCAUCAUAUAUCAUGUCUACGAUUAUUUUCAACCAGAAUAAAACAGUGGACUCUGCACGGCAGCCUCUUAUGACGUGGCGAAGUCAACGUUCACGUUUCUAAUUUCAGUUUCGUAAGUGUCGUGUAACUUGACUCAUAUGCUGUUUAGAAGACACUGGGUGUAGCCCAAGCAACUAAACUGUCUGUCCGGUGAUGAGAACAGUAUGGUUCUGUGCUCGUUUUUUCAACAGUUGAGAUAACUUAUUGACACAUAAACAACAAAUAAAAUAUGUCCACAAAUAUAGCUUUCUACAGUUUACACUAUUAUUACACAAGAAUACAGCUUAUUUUACGCAACCUAGGUUUAGAGUUACGUGCCGAUUUCCUAGUGUUACUGUUUCGCAUAUGUCAUUCAUAUCUUCUGAUGUGUUGUUGAAUAAAGAAUCUAUAGCAACCAUAGAAAUUAAGAGACCACGUGAACUACAUGGAGAUUUCACACCAUUGAAAUCUACCCGUCAAUGUCUCAAAUCAUCGUUUAAUUUUUCUGGUGUACACUGUAAGACAUCUACAUACUACUUUCUUUCUCUUGUUGUUAUAGGCUAUCUUGCUUCAUAAUAUAUCAAAACAUACGAAUACCAACUAUGAAACAGGAACGGAGUUCCAACCCAAAAUCUACAGCGUGUAAAAUAUGUUGUCUUGUAUAAUAAUUACUGUAUUUGACUAAGAACCAGUAAUAAAGUUAACAGAAAUGAAUAUUGCAUUCUCAGCUGCAAGGAUGGAUUGCAUAAAAAUAAAGAACAUAAAUACUCUGGGAAUAUUGCACCUCAGAUAGUUCCACAAUACACUGUUUUACUUCAAGGCAGAUAGUUUCUUUGACCGAACUGUGCAUCCUCGUCACAAGCAAUGUAUAUAGGAUGUAUUUUUCUUGAAAUGGAGGUGCGUCCAUCCUCUUGAAGACCAUAAGCAUCCAAACGCAGUCCACUAAGAAUACAUGUGUUGUCAAUCCAAAGGCACAGUUUGUUGGAUGGAGCCACCAUUCUUGAAAUCUGAUACCACUCGCAUCGCAUUCAGGUACUCCUGACGGAAUUGUAUUCGUGUCAGUCUUUUAUCAGUGAAAGCGAAGAUUCCUCUGGGUCUAGAAGAGGGAUUUAUUCCGUAUUAGAUAAUAAUCUAUCCACUGAAAAACUGACAUUAAUGCGUGUUAUACAAUACUCUGCUAUUUUGUAGCACAGUUUCGUAUUCAGCAAACAAGUACUUAGUGUUAUCCUGCUGCUUGCAGAGACUUGGCUAAAUAAUAAAACUUGCAUGCAACAUUUGUAACGAGAUGACAGGAGAGAGUUGAAUUUUACUCUUAAUUUGGACAGCUUUGUGUACGGAGCCAUGACAGAAACGAAAAAAUUACCUGAAGAGCUCGAUAUUUCAGGUACACAAACGCUCAGUUAUUUUGUCGCCCUGUUCAGGGUGAAAAAUAAUAUUGUGUUCUCCACAAUUAAUAAAAAGAAAUGAUCCAUUCGGAGUUAGAGCGCGUAAGAAGAGACUUCCAUUCCAUUUUAAGUUCUUUCAGACUGUUGUUCCUACUAUUCUAGGAAUUUGCAGCAAUAUCUGCCGUUCGAAACGUAUCAUUCCGCGUUACUUCUAGCACCUCAGCAAACAUAAAUCUGUGUUCUCUUUAGGUGUCGCAUCAGAAAAUACAGUUAAAAGCCCUUCUCAUUACGUAUCUCGCCUGGUCUGCAAACUCCUUAUAAGGAUGAAGAAAGAGUGCACAUUGUAAAAUGAAGAAGAAAGUACAGACCGAAUUGCGAGACCAACCACGAUAUUUACGAACGGAUGUGAUCAGGCUGAACUAAUAUUUAUUCGCUGGGGACUGGAAGUAAUGCGCAGCCUUCUGCUACUCUCGUGUCCGGCGGCAGUGCAGUGACGAAACUAAGGCACCUCCUGCCAUCUACCGAUAUGCCUAACUUCACAGGAUCAUCGUGUGGUGCAAUACACGCUUAACAAAACUAAAAAGGUUAAUGAAUUAUUUUGUACUUAUUAAUGAUCUCAUUCAGUUUAUGAUUGAUUCUUUUUUGUAAUUAAAUUUGUCGAUUGCUUCGUUAAGGAAAAGAAAUAUCUCUGAUGUCUUUCUGGUCGCUUAAAAAUUAACCUGAAAUAUGAUGCCUUAAAGGGGAGUCGAAUACUGUACUUUGCGCAGAAACUUUGACUUCAGCCGUUCGUGGUGUAGAGUGUAGACUGUUCAGCUCGCUUGUUCAGUGGACAUCGACGACGAGGAAAUGGUAUCACCAUCAGCCGUUCUUCUACUCUUUGACAGUCACGACACGAGAUGCCAAUGUAUUGUUCUCCGUCAGUGUUCAUACUUGCUUCCGUUUUACAUGAGUCGGAGAAGCUUGUAUCAUUUUACGAAAUAGGUAUUAUGCACGGUUUUGUCCCAGUGAUUGUUUUCAUAUGAUACAAUAACUUAGUUACUUGCCUGAUAGAGUGGGAAUCCUGAUAUACUGGUCUAUUGCGUGUCUAGCAACUCAUGGGGACCUACAGUCGUAUAAAGAGGGAGUAGAACUAUCGUAAAAUCUUCGCCAUCGGCCUACAACGUGCAAGGGGAAUUUCACAACAUGACAUUGUUAUCUUAAAGGUACGAGAGGGAGCUGCCUAAACCAUCAACAUAUUUGAUUUUGAGAUCAAGUCAGGAUUCUAUCACACCAUAAAGUGACUGAAUGUUCAUCGCACUUUCCCGUAAACAUGGCGUGUCGUACAGCUGGAUGCGGUGAACAUUUCAUGCCUGUGGAUGACGGACUAUCCAGUAUGAGGCAUAAUUCAGUCACUUUCAAAGUCAGAUAAACUUCCGACUGGAGAGUCAGGUGAUAUAUUUACAUCAGAUGAUAUAUUUACUUCAUAAUAAUCGAAAUCUAUCUCUUUAAGAAAUCGUCAGUCAACAAUGAGGAAGGAGGGCGAAAUCUGGCAUCGGUCUUCAACUGCAAGGGAGUGAGGACGUAUAUUCUUUAAGUUGUCGUAGGCGAGAUUAUAGAACUUCUGUAGUUUGCAGAAUGUUUCUGAAAGAGGAAUAAAUGAUUACAACAAAAGACGAGCAGGUAUACACGGAAAUAAGGCCAAGAUAAGUCGUGUUGUGCAAGAAUUCACUAAGAAAAUAGAAAUAUCAAAUAUUUAUAUGCGAAGGAAAAUAGAAAUAAACUUCAAGAAGAUUUAGUUUUCUAUCGAGACAAUGCUAAACUGAAUCUCCCUUACAUCUAAAAGUCAGAUGCUUGACUGAGUUUCAUUCGAAAUUUUUAAUACCGAAGGUAAAACUCCACGUUCUUGCCCCUACAUGCCAGUUUGAUUCUGUCGCGAUGGCUGGCUACAGAAAUCACUGACGAAUAACUCGACCACUCAAGAGUACAAGAUCUUCGUAACAGAUACAGUAGUCUUUCUGCACACAAUAAAACAGUGAGAUGUUAUUGGAGGAAAAGGAAGGAUGAGCUAUUUUCUGGAACGCUCUUGGCAUGAGGGACGAGGCGUGUUCGGUGGGAAAUCGGUGAGGACUGAGCUGCCAAAUGCGGAUACGAGGUGUGGGCGCACACUCCCCACAUUCUCGGGGCCGCGCCUUGCUUUGCAUUACCUCCACCUUGCUGUCCGCCAUUUAAUUACGCCUGCAUGCUGCCAAGCCAGCCUGCAAAACCGCGCCUUCCUCGCGAGAACGUGCUCCACAUUCCUGAUGCAGCGAGGUCCUUCCCCGAGACUCAUUACGUCGUGCAACAGUGACUGAACGCUCGUCGAUCUUUCCCGUACAAACUGACGUGUGGGGGGUGGGUAGUGGGUGGAAGCGUUGAACAUUACAGCCCAGUGGAUGAUGGACUCUCCAAAAUAAUUCCGACACUCUCAAAGUCAGGUAAACUUCCUGAUGGAGAUACUCUCAUCUUCCGGAAUUACACGAUACAUCUACAUCACAAUCAUGUUAAUUUAUCUCUUUAAGAAAUCUUCGGCCAAUAAGGAGAGAGCGGUGCAAACUCCCGCAUCGGUCUUCAACUACAAGGGGGUUUUGGAACGUAACUGAUAUAUCAAAGAUGUCUUAGGGUUUCAGGUGAAGAACCUAGAACAGAUAAUACGUUUUUAUUUUUGAGAUUAUGCCGAGGUUCUGUCUUUUGUACGAGACAGUCAGUGGCCUGAAUGACUGGGCUACUCCGUAAAUAAAGACGGGGCCAAAACCAAGUAGCUCAGAAGAUAUCAUAGUUCAAUAGUCCCAAGAAGAGUACUAUUUUCCCAUACUACUUACACUGAAAUAGGGGCCAACACCAUUACUUUUGGAAGCUCAGAGGAAACUUAAUUUGGAAACUGACCUGUCGCCGUUGAAAUUAUUCCACAGAUGAUAUUAAUUUGUUGGAUUUAAUACUGUCUGAAUGUAAAUGUAGUUAUAUGCGAGUGCAGGCUUUCUCGGCGAAUUUUAUAUAUGAAGUCUUCACGGGUUGUCAGCCGAGUAGCAUCGACGUCUCGUAGUAACGUUUCGAUGGAAGGCGUCUCCAUCAUCUUCAGGCGAAGAUGAUGGAGACGCAUUCCAUCUAAACGUUGCUACGAGACGACGAUGCUACUCGGCUGACAACCCGUGAAGACUUCAUGUAUGUAAAUGUUGUUAUCACAAGACUCUGAAUCUGCUUCACAAGCAUAACGCAUUAUUAAAGUUAGUGCCACUUUAAUGCAAGGAUUAGUAGUUUACGUUCGUUCCCGACUGUAGAAGGGGACUCUAGUGUUCUACUGUGCCACUAGACAGUUGGUCAAGUUCAUCCUGGAAGGUCAAAAAUUUAAGUAGAUGGUAAACAAAGGCAAUGCAGUCAAUACUGUUCUGCCUUUAGUUCAAAGUACUGGAAACUACGGAAUCCUACUUCCACCGUUAAGAAGUCUGUCUUCAGAUUUAUCUUCAGAGAUAAUAGUCUAACAGAACAGCAACUGCUAUGUCGUCUUAGUGCGCGAGGAAGGAAGAUAUUUAGAUCCGCUAAAACGGAAGUAUGAAUCAGCAAUGUGAUAUGCUAGCAUCGUUAGAAGGAAACAGUCCAGAUAAUGAAGCACAAAAGCGUUGAGUUGUUUGACGAAUUAACUCGAGAAAAUUGCGGCAUAGAUUAAUGAUCAAGUCGGGUGAGAAUCUCUUUCUUAAAAUUAUUGAACAAAACGAUGUGUGGAAUUCUCCUCUGUCUAUUACAGUUUAAGCAUUUCAUAGUUUAAGAUAUGUGGCGCCUCUGGGUGGGAAACAUUUUUCGAGAGGGGCAGAGUAGAAAGAUGGGAGGAAAGAAGACUGAUGAUUUUGAACAGUCGUGACCGAAGUAUUGGGGCGUUCGAGAGGUGGGCUGUGGAUGUGUUGGAGAGAGGGAGAGGAGGGGGAAUUGGGAUGGAAAAGACAGUGACAACGAACACAUGCAGGGCGGAGCAUCAGGAAUUCCAGUGUCCUGUCACGAAGUUGGUGGCAGCCGGCGCGAUCUAUAUUCUUCUGAAUCCGCACAACAGUGCAAGGACGGGGAGCGACGAAGCAGGAAAAGAGGUGGAGACGGGCAGAGGAGGAGAAGUCCCGCGACGGCCGCAUUUGCAUAAUAGCUCCGAGGCGAUCAGAGCGGCCGAGCAAGCCAGCCGGAGCACCAGCCUGCAGCCAUUGACCUGAACUGGUUGGAAUGUGGCUUAAUAUGUCCAAUAAUGAGGGCCUGUGAAAUUAAUAUAAUAAAAUUGAGGAGGCAGUGAGGAAGAGGAGGAGCAGUACGCGGAGAGACGUGGUGGUGGGAGGAGAAGAGGGGAGGGGGCGGAAAAGGCAGAAAGACGUGGAAGAGUGGGGGUAUAGCCCAGUCGUGCACUCGAGGAGCUGCAACAGCGGUCAAGCGGUAGUGUGCCGUCAGGGCCUAACGCUCCUGGAAUCUUUCACAAUUACAGCCUCCAUAGGCUUCGACAUUCGGUGCACAUCUUUUCUCAGAUUAUCGUCCUCCUAAAAUUAUACAGACGAACUGAAUUGUCAUCUUACUGCUCACCUUAUCCGUUCUCGUUACUCUUUCUUUUCUUAUUAAUUUCCACCUCAGUUCAUGGACUUGUAGCUUUGUUGCACCACAAGCUCUUCUUUUUUCUUGCUCCACAUUUAAUUACUCCCUUACAACAUGUACCAUUCUUCUGUUCAUCUGUGAUAUUGUUGUCAUAUUACUGUACAUAUGAAAUGUUUAUUUAUUUUUUCUACAUGUCUUAUUUGGUUACUCAUAGUGUUGGUUGGCUCCUUUCAUUCUAUUCAAAAAUUCUGUCUUUGUCACUAGUUUCCUCUUGUGAUUUUCAUCUACAUGUUAAAUAUCAGACUUCACGUUCUGUUACAAAAUACAACUUUUUGUUUGUUUGUUUUGGAAGUCCAUCUUUUUGCCCUUAGUUGGUUUGUCCAUUAUUGUUUAAGUCACUAUAGUUUAAAAUUAGUCUCAUGACUUGGUGGCGUCACAGCUGCAUACAUUUAUACUGUGCAGCUGCACGUUAUAUCUGCAUCAUUAUUUUGGAAAGAACGACACUUCAAAUGUACUGUAGACGCCAGUGAUAGUUCAGAUCCUUGUUUUGAACAUGAUUUAUCUUCCAGCACAAUCACAACCAAUUUAAAUACGAAGUUACUAAUUAUGACCAUCAAGUAACAACUUCAGGUCAUAAUACACACCAGCCACUGAGGAACCAUCAUUGUCAACGACAAGCAUUAUGAUUUUCACCAUGAGCAAUCUUUCUAAAAUGAAUACCAUAUUAAAACUUAGGAAACUUCUGAAGCUGACUAUCGAAUUAACAUAAUGACAAAUUUCGCAUUUUAAGCCCAAACGGAGAUACUUUACGACUAAACUCCAUAAACAGGCAGCUUAACUUAAGUGAGAACUGGAAGUCGAUCAGGAGAAUGUUGUUCGUAACAGAACUGAAAAAUGUUUUUAACACCACACUUCCCUACACUCAUAUCUGGUAAGAGAAAGCCAUUUUACCAACGACGCCGUCAACUCGAAAGAUACUCCAGCACAGGUAUCUUAGAAGUCAGGUAAAACUGAAAAAUCAGCAAACAAAUUGAUACUAGUUAGGAGAAUAAAGCUAUUAGCCACCUCACUGUGCAAUUCACAGCCCGAUUUUCACAUGGAUAAACUCGAAUAUUUCUGUUACUACGAUGAUCGUAAUACUGACUGAUCUAUCUUACCGCUCUUAUGAACAGAUGAAAGUAUUCACAUGUAUAAGAUUCAGCUUGACAAAUCUAGCUGACUCUGUUUUCUGGGGGAAAAACAAAAGGACAAAUGAAAGCAAAUUUUCUGCGCAAGGUACCAAUGUUAUUUAUUCCGAAUUAAUAACUAACAUUUUUAUCUUAGUAGGCUGUUAGAGAUAUAAUCUAAUUUACAAUUACAGUUGUAAUUUACAUAGUUUAUUUGUUCAUCAUGCUAAAGAGUCCCUGAUAUUAUUUAAACGAAUAAAAUUUUAAUUGCAACAUAAGCUUACAAUUGUUUUCUGUAUUUAAUUGGUGAUGCUAUAGAUUAUGAAAAGUUUUGAACUGAAUUCGUAAUGAAACGAUAUAGUGAAAAAACUUCUACAUUGUGAUAAUGAUUGUUUAGUAGUAGUUUAUUAUAUAGGUGAACCCAAUUCAAAAUCUGAUCUGCAGAAACUGUCUUAUUAAUUAUAUUUUUUGUAACUGACAAUUUCUUCAGAUCGAUAAGGGUUUGAAGACUGCUGUUGAUAUGUGUUUUACUAACACCUUUGGGUUUUGGUGAAGUGAUACUGUCUUAAGAAAUCAUUCUCUCAUUUGAUGACUUUUGGUACCAUAAUAUAUACUGCAAUAAGCUAAUUUCUGCGAAAAGAUACAGAAAAACUGAAGAGUUACAACACAUCUUUAAAGUUAACUAUAUGUUACAAAAACUGGUCCAUGGUUCUUCUGAAGCUAUAAAUCCAGAUAAGUAAUCGUAUUUACAAUGCUUCAAUCAAAAUAGCAUUAAGAUGAUGUUAAUAUUUAUCUUCAAAAUAGGCAUAUGAUUCUUGUAUUUUAAUUAGAUUUCCAUGAAAUCUUUUGUGAGUUUCAACUUCAUGUCCAAAAACAAAUUCCCACUGAUCGAUUUUAACUUUGAAAUAUUUCUAAACAACAAUUACAGAUCUGUACAUCUUCUUUUUAAUUUAAACCAUAAUUUUUCAAAACCUGUAACUGUAUUCAAUCAUAUAUUAUGUUUUAAAUAUUUAUUUCAUGUAAAUUAAUAUCUUAAUUGCUAAAUUAAAUAUAAAAGUGUUAUUAUAAUUAAUAUAUGUGUGUGCCACUUCUUGUAUUUAGUUUCAAUGGAGUUAACUCCUAGAAUAUGUUGACUGAACUGUGUGUAAUUCUUUAUGUAGGGGACAUGAGUGAGACAAGAAGUCUGUUUUGCAACAAGAAGUUGAUGUCCCAGCAAAUCUGUGAUAGGGUUAUUGAUUAUUGCAUAAUGUUUUAUGUGAAUGGUUUUUCAUAUGUAAAUGUGUUUUUGAUGUAAAUAGUGCCAUAAACUUAACAUGAUUUCAGCUUCAUUAUAGAGGAACUGCACUCUUAUAUAAUAAUGACAUACUGUCACUACAAGUAAUAUUGAUAAAGAGCAGAUGGUGGUGGUUACAGCAACAACAAGGUGAUAAGUUAUCAUUGUACUCAGCUCAAUUCAUAGGACCCCAAACUGUGGGCGUGCACCAUUGUAAUAUAUGCUUGCUAAAAGAGACAGCACCUUUGUAUAACUAAUCUGAAGGAAAUAAAGUCAAUAAAACAAAUGAAA
Molecule: messenger RNA, 10549 nt
Organism: Schistocerca cancellata (South American locust)
Lineage: Eukaryota; Metazoa; Arthropoda; Insecta; Orthoptera; Acrididae
Gene: lft
Product: LIX1-like protein
Exons: 4
Coding region: 47-784 (245 amino acids)
Biological process (GO): autophagosome maturation
Cellular component (GO): cytoplasm
Source: RefSeq, a predicted model, not a curated record